Messenger RNA from Nerophis ophidion (straightnose pipefish), 3360 nucleotides. RefSeq names its product actin filament associated protein 1-like 1a (gene afap1l1a). NCBI's taxonomy places the organism in Eukaryota, Metazoa, Chordata, Actinopteri, Syngnathiformes, Syngnathidae. Gene Ontology annotation, molecular function: SH3 domain binding. Gene Ontology annotation, cellular component: cytosol. The record is from RefSeq and is a predicted model, not a curated record. The transcript has 20 exons. The coding region runs from base 281 to 2521 and encodes 746 amino acids.
UGAUAACAGAUCAGAGGGGAGGAAGGGAGAGGUGGGAUUGUGAUUUCAGCAGCAGGCAGGCUGGAGCUCACCUCCAAUUGCAAGCCAGAUAUCAAGCAGGCCUUGACUGUUGAACAUUUCUCACACUAUCUGCUUGGUAUACAUGAAUGAACCCCUCUGUGUGCUGGAACCAUGGUUGGACUCUCUUCCACUGUUGUGCAGGCUUUUUGGGACCUUUCGUUUUCUGUCAUUGUCAACGCAGACGUGCCAAUUCUCUGUUGGUCAUUAAAUCCUCAGAUGCAUGUGUUCCUCUAGAAUAGCAAUGGAGGUGUUGGUGAGUGAGCUGAAUGCACUCCUAAAGUUGCUGGACCAGGAGACCCUGAGCUCUUCAACCCAGGAGAAGAAGACCUCCGUGUGGAACCUCUUGCAGAAGAUACAACCAUCAGUUUCAGGAACAGACUACAUCUACAUGAACUCAGCAAUGUACAGGAAUGGCACCAGCUUUGUUGAGUCCCUCUUUGAGAAAUUUGACUGUGAGCUUGGAGACUUAAAGGAUGUUACAGAUGAUUUGAGGCAAGACAAAGACACACAGACUGAGACCUUGAAAAAGAACUGUGGGGACUCCUCAACUGUACAUUCAGCAGACUGUCCUCCCCCUCUACCCACAACGCCUCCCCCAGAGGAGUAUUAUGAGGAGGCAGUGCCACUAAGUCCGGGCAAAAUGCCAGAAUACAUCAUCACAAGAGUUCGGCCGAGCCCUCCUAACUCCAUAGAGGAUGGAUAUGAAGAUGCAGACAGCAACUACCCAACAACACGCAUCAAUUCCCACCGCAAAAACUCCUAUAAUGAUUCAGACGCCCUGAGCAGCUCCUAUGAAUCGUACGAGGACGACGAGGAAGAGAGGAGCCCCGGUGUGCAACUCACACAUCAGUGGCCCUCGGAUGAAAGCUCCAUGCCCCCUACCAGAGACUGCCGCAUCUGUGCUUUCCUGCUACGCAAGAAACGCUUCGGCCAGUGGGCCAAACAGCUCACUGUCAUACGAGAGAAUAGAUUACAGUGUUAUAAGAGCUCCAAGGACACUUGCCCCUAUGUGGACCUGCUGCUGACCCAAUGCACGGUAGUCUACGCGCCGAAAGACAGCAAGAGGAAACACCAUGAACUGCGGUUCACUUUACUCAACGGGGAUGCUCUGGUGCUGGCUGUGCAGAGCAAGGAGCAAGCGCACAAAUGGCUCAGGGUUGUCAGAGAGGUGAAGGGCCAAUGCACAGGGCCGGAGGUAUCUGCAUCACCUGUCGUUGCAAGAAAAACUGAACUUGACAAGAGGUUGUCUGCUGAGAGGAAUGUUUCAGAUUCAGACAGUUUUGGUGUAUCAACGGGGGAGAACUGCAGAGACAACGGUAAGGUGAAGCGUGGGGCUUUUGCUGCAGGCCGAAAAAUCACACGCAUCAUCAGUUUCUCAAAGAAGAAGGUUUCUAGAACAGCCUACACUGACCCUCGGCAAGGUUAUCUGUCAGUACUUGUCAACCAAGAGUGGCAAGAGCACUGGUGCUGUGUGUGCAAAGGCUUCUUGCACUUCUACCAAGACAGAGGCGACCAUCAGACCUCCCUGCCCUCCCUCCCGCUGCAUGGCAGCGAGGUGGUGCCAGGGCUUGGACCCAAGCAUCCAAUUGCCUUCCGUAUCUUGCGGGCCAGCACCACAGUGGCUGCUCUAGAGGCAGCAAACUCAGAGGAGCUUGGGAGAUGGCUUGGGGUUCUCUUGGCAGAAACCGGCUCCACGACAGACCCAGAAUCGCUGCAUUAUGACUACGUAGAUGUGGAGACCAUCGCCAAUAUUCGAAAUGCUGCACGCCAUUCCUUCCUGUGGGCCACAACCUCAGGCGAUAACACAGAGUCUAUAACAUACGAUGAGGUCCCUACUGAGGACAUGCAGUCUAUGGAGAACUGCCGGCAGCAAUGUGGGAACCAAGGGAAGCGGCGCUCCAGUUUCUCCAGCAGCGAUUCUGACAAAACCAAGCCGUUAAACUCCUUCAAACGGACAGGAUCAAAUUCAAACCAGUACGGAAGGUAUGGGAAAAUACGAGCAGAGGAGGACGCCAAGCGUUACCUGAAAGACAAAGAGGAGUUGGAAAAAGAGAGGGGUGGGAUUCGGACUGCGCUCCUAAACCUCCGACAGGAGAAGCAAGAAAUUAGGGAACAGCUGCAAUCAGCUACUGGUAAGAGAGCUGUUCUCCUGAACAAGCGUGCAUCUCAGCUGGAGGAAGCUUGCCGGGCUAAGGAGGCAGAGCGAGUGGAAUUGGAGCUGCGGCUGUCACAAGUCAAAGAAAACCUGAAGAAGAGCCUGGCAGGUGGAGCACUAGGUGCACCAGUAGAUGCAAACCCACCUGUUAAGGGGUCCAGAAAGAAGACGCUUAACAUCUACAGUGAGGCCGUACCUGUAAACUGUGCCUCAGAGAUGCGCAGGAGACCUCCGUCUGUGUACGCUUCAUGUACAGGAACUGUCAUGCAGAAGGCAAAGGAAUGGGAAUCAAAGAAAGGAACCUAAAAGCAGCAGCAUUGCAAGGACGUGUGAAAAAUGGAAACGAUAACAGGAGGCAAACAUUCAUCCUGCUGAGGAUCAUUGCCCAACAAACAUUCAGAAGCACAGACGGCCAACAUAUGAAUGUUGUAAUGAAAUAAAUUAGCCACUAGGUGGAGAUACAGCUUUGUGGAAGUUAUUUUACAAAGACUUGAGGUUUUUGAACUCCAUCCACUUUAUUCAUUAAGUCAUUGUUCCUGCCUUAAUACUGCAGUAAUACAAGUACUUAGCAAAGUCCUAUAGUUAAGGUCUCUGAACGUUGAAGUUUAACAGGGAGAACGCAUGUCAGUGUAAUAUGUUGACUCUCCUGUUGCAUUCAGGGGGGUAUGGUUUUGUGUGGGGAAAAAACAGCUUCAUUAAUGUGAUGAGUUGGAAAAAAUAAGAGAAUGUGAGGUAAAUCAUUACUGUUUUUUUUUUCUUUCUUUUUUUUUAUGUCUACUGUUCAUGUGUAAUGCCGAUCCAGUUACAAAGGAAUGUGUCGUGCUUGGUUCUAAACACAUCAUUCAUCAUUUUGACUCAUUUUAGGACACAGGUGCUUACUGUCAAAUAGUGUUUUUUUGCUGCAACAAAAUAAGUCACCCAAUGUCUUCUUUAGUAUGGUCAUCUCUUUCUUUUUUCCAUGUACUUGUUAGACCUGUGCUUGACUUGUGCACUUUAAGACCUGACCUGGGUAUGUAUAGACCCUUGAACAUUAAAAUAAUGGAUUUAUGCCAUUUAAAGCCAUUAAAUAUGUUUGUAAAACGUUUACACGUAAGACCCUUGUUUAAAAAUAAUUGUAAUUAAAUGUAUUUGUUGCCAUAUCUUAA